Colletotrichum truncatum is the source of this 1536-nucleotide messenger RNA. NCBI's taxonomy places the organism in Eukaryota, Fungi, Ascomycota, Sordariomycetes, Glomerellales, Glomerellaceae. The record is from RefSeq and is a predicted model, not a curated record.
AUGAGCAUCUUCUCUCAGUUGUAUAGCUUUCGAUGGGCCAUCGUCUCAGUCUUACUUGCGGUGUACGCAAGCAAGAAGAUUCAGGCCUACAAUCGCCUCAAGGCUUUUAAGGGUCCCUUUAGUGCAGGUUGGUUUGAGGCAUGGCACGCUUUGGCAAUUAUCAGCGAAAAGUCUCAUCUCAAGUACGAUGAAGUUUGCAGGAAAUAUGGCCCGAUCGCUCGUAUUGGCCCCAACGAUUUGCUCACAUCCUCCCUGGAUCUCAUCCUCCACAUGAGCGCCGUUCGGUCCCCCUAUAGCCGGACUGAGUGGUACUACCGUGCCUGUCGUCACCGACCUGACAAAGACCAUGUAUUCAGCGAAAUUGACGAGGAGAGGCAUCGCCAGCUGCGGUCGAAGAUGGCGGCUGGGUACUCCGGAAAGGAGAAUCUAGCAUUGGAAGAUUCCAUCGAUACUCACGUCUCUGAACUCCUUCAGCUUAUUCGCUCAAAGUACCUUUCAACUGAAGUCGAAGCCAAACCAAUGGAUCUCUCUCAGAAAAUCCAAUUCUUAGCCCUUGAUGUCAUUAGCAGUAUUAGCUUCAGCAACGCUUUCGGCGACUUACUAGCAGACGAUGACACUAACGGGGUCGCUAAGUCAUCAGAAGAUGGAAUGAGGGCAUUCAAUUUUUCCCUUGGGCUAGGCUUAUACAAGCUGCUGCAAAACCCCAUCAUCGCCCGGUACAUAGGGCCUCAAGAGACAGACGCCACGGGCUUUGGCAAGAUGGUAGCUAACGGCCGCGCGGUCAUCAAGAAUCGGUUGGCACAAGACACAGAGAAACGAUCUGAUAUGAUUGCCUCCUUCAUCCGGCACGGACUCACCGAAGAGGAGCUUGUUUCCGAGACGACGCUCCAGAUGGUUGCUGGAUCUGACACGACUGCUGCGUCAUUGAGGAUCAUCAUGUUAUACCUCCUCACUCACCCUCGGGUUUACACUAAGCUUCAAGCUGAGAUCGACCAAUUUCAUAACAGCAAGCAGAUUAGUGAGCCCUCUGGUAUCAUUUCUUAUGCUGAUGCCAGAGGUUUGGAGUACUUGCAGGCCGUCAUCAAGGAAGCCAUGCGAGUUCAUCCCCCUGUGACAGAUGUUGUGCCUAAACGUGUACCUGAUGGAGGCGAUACCGUCGUAGUUGACGGUAAGGAGGUGUUUCUUCCAGGGGGGACUAAUGUUAACCAUGCAAUUUGGCCUCUCUAUCUUAACAAGGAAACAUUUGGUGGGGACGCUGAGGAGUUCCGCCCUGAGCGCUGGCUGCUUGAGACUGACGAAAAGAAGCUGGCCACGAUGAACAGACUGCACGAGGUCGUGUUCGGUUAUGGCAAGUAUCAGUGCUUGGGCCGGCCUGUUGCUUUAAUGGAGAUCGGAAAGACGAUCUACGAGUUGAUGCGCAAUUUCGAUUGGUGUCUUGCGAAGCCUGAUACGCCUUGGAAAGAGUCUAAUUUCGGCGGUCUUCUUUCGCAUCGAGACAUGUGGGUGCUUGCAUCAGAGCGAAAUCCGAAUGUCUGA